Meloidogyne enterolobii is the source of this 306-nucleotide messenger RNA. Lineage: Eukaryota; Metazoa; Nematoda; Chromadorea; Rhabditida; Meloidogynidae. The record is from the annotation of a GenBank genome assembly.
UUUUAGUUAUUUUCUCAUUUAAUUCCACUUUUGGAAAAACAAUAUUUAUCUUAUCAGUAGAUAUGUCCCAUGGUAUUCCCAAAAUUUUAGGCUUAUUCUUUUCCAGCCUAUCUUCGAGUGGGAAACUUUCAUUAAGCUCCAUAUUAUUACUAAUGAAUUCUCUCAAAUUCAUUUGUGCAUCUUUAAAUAUCUCUUUUAAUCUUUUGUAUGCGAGCCAAGCUUCAUUGGCCGAUUCUACUCCAAUAAAUAUAUUAUCCACAUAGGAAUUUUCUUUAGCAAUCUUUGCAACUGGGUCAUCACACUUCU